Messenger RNA from Diospyros lotus (date-plum), 2890 nucleotides. Its product is annotated as CSC1-like protein At3g54510. Bases 206 to 2341 code for a protein of 711 amino acids. The transcript has 10 exons. Gene Ontology annotation, cellular component: plasma membrane. NCBI's taxonomy places the organism in Eukaryota, Viridiplantae, Streptophyta, Magnoliopsida, Ericales, Ebenaceae. The record is from RefSeq and is a predicted model, not a curated record. Gene Ontology annotation, molecular function: calcium-activated cation channel activity.
UCGCUUCGAAAACAGAGGACGGUUACGUCCUCUGCGCUCGCUCUCCGCCACGUCCCCCUCGAGAACCGACACGUGGCAACCGUAAAACCCUCCUCGCUCCCUCCCUCCCUCUCUCUCUCCUCUGACGCAUCUCUAUCUGCAUGUCCGCUCGCCUCACUACAAAUUUUGAUCCCAACUCGGCGCCAGACACAGUGUGCGUGCAAACAUGGAAGCCGAGGACCUGUUGGCUUCGGCGGGCAUCAACAUAGUUCUGUCACUGGUGGUGCUGUGGCUCUUCUCCGUCCUGAAGAAGCAGCCCUCCAACGCCGGCAUUUACUACGCUCGCCGCCUUUCUCUCGGCCAACGCGUCUCCUCCGACCCCUCCUCAACUCGCCACCGCUUCCUCCCGUCCCUCUCCUGGAUCUCCCGCGCCAUUCACGUCUCCGACGACCAAAUCCUCGACACUGCCGGCCUCGACGCUCUCACCCUCAUCAGGCUCUUCAAAUUCGGCAUCAAUUUCUUUUCAAUAUGCUCUCUUGUUGGAUUGGUGAUACUCCUCCCUCUGAACUAUACCGCUGAUGAUGCACAAUCUAAGAGUUCCCAUUCCAUGGAUUCUUUUACAAUAUCAAAUGUUAAUACAGGUUCCAACAGGCUUUGGGUACACUUUUCCUGCUUAUGGUUUAUAUCUUGUUAUGGAUUGUACCUGUUAUAUAAGGAAUAUAAUAAUAUAUUGACGAAAAGGAUUCAGCAACUGUGCAACAACAGGCAUCAACCUGACCAAUUCACUGUUCUAGUUCGAGAAAUACCUCUGUGUGAAGAACAUAAGGCCCGUGGUUGUUGUGUUGAACACUUUUUCUCUAAGCACCAUCAGUAUGCAUAUCGGUCUUAUCAAAUUCUAUAUGAUGGAAAGGAUUUUGAGGACCUGUCGAAAGAGGCAAAAAGCAUUGCAAGAAAGAUUGAGGACUUGAGAUGCCGUUCAUUGACUAAGAAAAGGAAGAGAAAAAACUCCCUCUCUGUUGCAUUUCAAGAAGAUGGAAAAAUAAGAAAAUAUGAGGAAAGGCUUGAAGAACUUUGUCAUAAGAUAUGCCAUUUACAGUGCAAAAGAAUGCUUGAAGAGAAGGAGUUGCCUGUUGCUUUUGUCACAUUCAGAACCCGAUGUGGUGCUGUGCUAGCUGCAGAAUCUCAACAACACUCAAAUCCACUUUUAUGGAUCACCGAAAUGGCCCCAGAACCAAGGGAUGUAUUAUGGAAGAAUUUGGCAAUCCCAUAUAGGCAUUUGCCACUCUAUAAAAUUGGAGUUUAUGCUGUAGUUUCACUUCUCACAAUAUUUUUUGCCAUCCCUGUGACUGCAAUUCAAGGAGUAGCAAAAUUUGAAAGAUUGAGGAAAUGGUUUCCUCCAGCAAUGGCAGUACAUGUAAUACCAGGUUUGGGGCCUGUCAUUAUAGGGUAUCUUCCAAGUGCCGUCCUCAGUGGAUUUAUAUACAUCAUCCCAUUCGCCAUGCUUGCAAUGGCUAGAAUAGCAGGUUAUGCAUCAAGGAGUAAAAAGGAGAUGAAGGCUUGUGACAUGGUGUUUUAUUUUCUAGUCGGAAAUGUGUUCUUCUUAAGUUUGCUAUCUGGUUCUUUGCUUGAUCAAAUUGGAAAAUCUUUCACUCAUCCAGGGGAUUUUCCUAGCCGCCUUGCAAGGGCUGUCUCAUCCCAGGCAGAUUUCUUUAUGACAUACAUCUUGACAAAUGGACUCGCAGGAUUUUCCCUGGAGAUUCUCCAGCCUGGAUUGCUUAUUUGGGAUGCUAUAAAACUGCGUACAUGGGGCCGUGGAAAGGACGCAAAUCUUUACCUGUAUUCUAUGCCCUACUGCAGAGUCAUCCCUUUUGUGUCUCUCUCGAUACUAAUUGGUACUACAUAUGCGGUUGUGGCACCAUUGCUUCUCCCAUUUCUGAUUGGCUACUUCUUUCUAGGCUACAUCGUGUUUAUCAACCAGAUUCAUGAUGUGUACGAUACUAUUUACGAGACUUGUGGUCAGUAUUGGCCAUACAUACAUCACUAUAUUUUUCUUGCAAUAGUUUUGACACAGAUCACUAUGAUUGGUCUAUUUGGACUGAAGUCGAAGCCCUCUGCCUCAUUUGCUACAAUUCCACUACUCAUUUUCACUCUAAUGUUCAAUGAGUAUUGCAAGAUUCGUUUCCUUCCUACAUUUUCCCAUUAUUCAGUCAAGGACGCAAUGAGAAAUGAUGAACUUGAUGAGAUGUGCGGUUCAAUGGAAUCCAACUACCAGAAUGCACUGGAUGCAUAUUGCCCUCCUUGCCUGCGGCAAGUGAAUUUCUCAGCGGAAGGAUCAAGCUCGACACAGCCACUAAUAUCUUGACACAUGAUCCACCAAUCCUCUCUCCUGUUCUCUUUUUGUUUGGGACAUCCUCUCACGAGAGUUCCUCGCCGAUGUUUCCUCUGUUUUGUUCUUUUAGUCAUUCAAUUCAUUGUUGUAUCUUCCUGUUAUCUCCAAAUGACAAACGGCUGCGAGCUGCCACUUGUUGGAAAAUAAAAUAUGUAUGCUUGAUGGGUCCGUCCAGGCUACUUCAUGAAGCAAGGAACUUGCAUUCUAUAUACAGUACAGUAGAGUUGAUCACAAUGGUUCGUGUGAAGCCAUCUGCAGCUGGCCACUGCUUAAUUUAGAGUUUUUGGUGGGAUUUCUGUUGCUCAAGAGAGCUUCCAAACUGAUCCUUAUUGGUGACUUGUUUUGAACAUAAUUUACUGCUGGAGGCUUGACAGAGUUAUUUGUUUUCUAUUUCAGUUUUGGUUUUCAUCUUAUAUAUAUAUUGUCCAUGAGGAUCAAUCAAUCUGCGUGCGUAAGUGUGGCUUCUAAUUCUUGUUCUCCCUUUGCAGAUUUGGCAAAAGAAAGUGGAAAGAAAUGCUUUAU